AUGCUUAUAUACGGAAUCUUUCAAGUCAGGUCGAUCGUGUAUGGUGAUCAGUCCACAAUUUUGCACAUUUUCCUUUACUCUCACGAUCGUGCUUGCAGUCUUGGCGAAAAGCGAUCGGAGUUGUCGCGUGCACACUCUGAAAGGAGGUGGAGGAAACUGUGAGCCCGCUGGCGGCGGCGCUGGCUUGUUCCCGUCCGCGAUACUGAAGUAUGAGCUUUCGGACUGUCGUUCCUUAACUGCUACGCCAAGAGGCAGUACUCACACUUCAGUAUCGUGGACAGUAUCUAUAUAGAUCAUGAGAACGCUAGCAAGCCAGCGGGCAUGGAUAAAAUCGUAUGGAGGAUGAAUAAAAAGUUCUCAGUCAGAC
Suillus discolor is the source of this 367-nucleotide messenger RNA. RefSeq lists its product as uncharacterized. The coding region runs from base 41 to 292 and encodes 83 amino acids. The record is from RefSeq and is a predicted model, not a curated record. Lineage: Eukaryota; Fungi; Basidiomycota; Agaricomycetes; Boletales; Suillaceae. The transcript has a single exon.